AUGAUCGUUCCUGAAAUUACUCUUGCACAACAUGCAAAGGCUAAUAAUGCCCAAAAGAAGAAAGCUACAACAAAGCAGCAGAACAAAAAGCUGCCUACUAAAUUGAUUACUCCAGCUGUUAAGUCUUGUUGUGAAAUUAGGUGCGAAAGAUUUGACCUAACACAUCCUACGGUCCAGAUCAUUCCUUCUUCCUCUACUUAA
Messenger RNA from Thlaspi arvense, 201 nucleotides. Lineage: Eukaryota; Viridiplantae; Streptophyta; Magnoliopsida; Brassicales; Brassicaceae. The record is from the annotation of a GenBank genome assembly.